Molecule: messenger RNA, 2154 nt
Organism: Penicillium mononematosum
Lineage: Eukaryota; Fungi; Ascomycota; Eurotiomycetes; Eurotiales; Aspergillaceae
Product: kinetochore-associated Ndc80 complex subunit NDC80
Exons: 3
Coding region: 1-2154 (717 amino acids)
Biological process (GO): attachment of mitotic spindle microtubules to kinetochore
Cellular component (GO): Ndc80 complex
Source: RefSeq, a predicted model, not a curated record
AUGUCGCAAGAUACUGGGCUUUUCAGUAUUAAGCGCCCCCGAGAAACUCUCGGGAGUGUGCAGAAUUUCUCCGCCAUCCCCCAACCGCAGUCGGCAUUGAAGCGCGCAAGCUCGAUCGGAUUUCAAAACGCCCCGUACAGCUCUCAGAACCACCGCACUUCCUUGAUGGGCUCCACUGGUCGCCCGCAGCAGCCUAAUUUUACGCGCAUGUCAAUUGGUGGACCAUAUGGCGCUGAUGCCGGUCUUUCGUCGGUUCGCCGAUCAGUGUCGAGUAACAUGUUCAAUGGCCCCAGUGCCAGUCGGCAGAGUUUCGCGCCAGGGUCUCUUUCCUCCAACCCUGCGCCCCCUCAAAACCCGCAGCGCAGAAGCAGUGUAUUUUCGCGACCAUCCACGGGAGGAGGACCGAUGGGACAUCAAUCGUUCUUCACUCAAGUUCCCACCGUCGCCGGUGUUCCCAGAGACCCGCGCCCUCUCAGGGACCGAUCUUUCCAGGCACGUAUUGGCCAGGAACUGUUGGAGUAUUUGACUAUUCAUGGGUUUGAGUUGGAAAUGAAACAUUCAUUGGGGCAGAACACUCUUCGCUCACCGACCCAAAAGGAUUUCAACUUUAUCUUCCAGUGGCUCUAUCAUCGGAUCGAUCCAGGAUACAAAUUCCAAAAAUCAAUGGACUCCGAAGUACCGCCAAUCCUGAAACAACUAAGGUACCCGUAUGAGAAGGGCAUUACAAAGUCACAAAUUGCAGCCGUUGGUGGCCAGAACUGGUCGACCUUCCUCGGGAUGCUACAUUGGUUGAUGCAGUUGGCACAAAUGAUGGAUCGCUAUCAGUCCGGCGAGUAUGAUGAUGCCUGCGCCGAGGCGGCCUACCACGAUUGGUUGCAGGGUGGCGAAGACGAGGAUGAUGACACCGCAGAGAAGCGGUUGAUUCCUCACGUUGAAAACAUGUCGCGAGAAUUCGCUCUUGGCAACGAGCGGUACGUGCAGGAAAUGGAGGCACUAGAGGCGGAAAACCGGGCUCUUCGCGACCAGAUCGAAGAAGUGGAGAAGAGUGCUCCCGACAUCGCCAAGUUGGAUAAACACUUCCGCAUCUUGGAGGACGACAAGAGGAAAUUUGAGGAUUAUAACCAGAACGUCAAAGGCAAAAUUGAAAAAUACGAGACUCGCAUCAAAUUCCUCGACGCGGAGAUCCAAAAGACCGAUACCGAUCUCCAGGCCACUGAAGCUGAGCGUUCUGAUCUCCAGGCAAGUGUUGACCGCCAAGGCAUCACUAUCCAGGAUAUCGACCGCAUGAACUCGGAGCGAGAACGCCUGCAGAAGAAUCUCGAAGAUACCGUGGCUCGCCUCGAAGAGGCCCAUGCCCGUGUCAUGGAGAAGGAAGCGGAAGCUAGCCAGAAACUGGAAGAUCUGGAACAGAUUGUGAAAGCUUACAAUACUCUUGGAUACCAGACUAGCUUGAUUCCCGCGGGUGCCGAGAACGCCAAGGGCCAAGACUAUGAGCUUCGUCUAAAUAUCACUGAGAGCAAUUUCUCCGCGAGCCAGAUUGGUGGCCCUCCCAGCCGAAUUUCUCCCGAGGGUGAUCGCCUAUUGGCGGAGUCUUUCACUGGCUACCACCCGGCGCAUUUGCUCAGUUUGGAUCUACGGGGCUCUGUCCGAAACAGCCUGCAAUCACUCCGGAAAGAGAUCAAUGAACGACGGAAGCAAGGGAUCGAUGACGACCUUGAGCGUCGUAAUCUACUGGAUAACAUCAAAGAGGCAAUGGAUGAGAAAAGGAGCGAGGUUGAAGCCCUGGAGCAUCGCCGCCGGGCAGCAGAGGAAGAGUUUGAACGAACAAAGGAAAUCACGACUACUCAGAAGCUUGCCUCGGAUGCCCAAAUUGAGAAGAUGGAGAAAGAGUUGGCGAAGAUGCGCGCUACGCUCAGUGACAGUGUACAGUUGAUGGAGCAGCGCGAGAUGAACACCAAUAUCGAAUACGAACAACUGACGCUUCGGGCAAAUUCUCUCCGAGAAGAGUUGCACACUAACGUCGAAACAAUGCUUAAUGACGUGAUUCGCUUCAAGGUACAUGUUCAAAAAGGUCUUGAGGACUACGAGAGCUUUGUUGUCGAUGAAGUGGAGCAAGAGCUUGGAGGUGAAGGGGUCAUUGAAGAGGAGCUUUGA